Messenger RNA from Vigna unguiculata (cowpea), 309 nucleotides. RefSeq lists its product as uncharacterized. Lineage: Eukaryota; Viridiplantae; Streptophyta; Magnoliopsida; Fabales; Fabaceae. The record is from RefSeq and is a predicted model, not a curated record.
AUGCGUGCAACUCAGAGUCGGCAAAAGUCCUAUGCAGAUAAAAGAAGAUGGCUGCUUGAGUUUGAGAUCACGCAUAGAAUUGGACCUGCCGUAUACGAGAUUGCCUUGCCACCUCACUUCGCGAAUCUACACAAUGUCUUCCAUUAUCCACAGCUAAGGAAGUACAUUGCAGAUCCUACACAUGUACUAGAGCAAGAUGAUGUCCAAGUGCGCGAGGACCUGACGGUCGGAGUUGGACCAGUGAUAAUCUUGGAUUCUCAAGUCAAACAACUCAGAAGGAAGAAGAUCCAAACUGUGAAGGAUCUCUAG